Molecule: messenger RNA, 10140 nt
Organism: Gambusia affinis (western mosquitofish)
Lineage: Eukaryota; Metazoa; Chordata; Actinopteri; Cyprinodontiformes; Poeciliidae
Gene: nbeal2
Product: neurobeachin-like 2
Exons: 55
Coding region: 514-8970 (2818 amino acids)
Biological process (GO): intracellular protein localization
Cellular component (GO): cytosol; membrane
Molecular function (GO): protein kinase binding
Source: RefSeq, a predicted model, not a curated record
UCUCCAGUCAACUUCCCAGUGAAUUUAUGGUCUUGUUAACAGUAGUUGAUGAUCAGUCGCUUCUUGUCCGCCCUCUGAAAGCAGCUGAUUCCAAAACGGGCAGCGCUGCCGUUUCUGAGUCCAGAGUGGAUGGCAUCUCUCGCUUCUUCCGCGGGAGCCCUCUCCAGCAGGAUUCAUACAGCAACAAGCUCGCUGUAACUGCGGACAUACAUGGGUGUUUCUCCGGGCGUAUAUUUCCACGCAUUUUCCUCCACUGUGCUUGCACAGUUUCGGCAAGGGAUCGAGUCAGCGACUUGGUGUUUUUUCCGCGUUUUCUGAUAACUUUGCGUUUGGACACUGAGAGCUCUUUUUCAAUUAUUUAUUCUAUCAUUCGGAUUUGUGUACCUCUGUUGGACAUUUGCAGGAAUGGUUGGCAGGAGCGCGCCGCGUCCGCCUGCCUUUAGGAAGCAACUUCAGACAGACGCCGCUCGCAUGAUUCUUUGAAAGAAAAAGAGAAAUAUACACGAGGAGGUGAUGAGCAACCACAGAGGCGGCGGAAUGGCAUCGAAGGAAAGGCUGUACGAGCUGUGGAUGUUGUAUUACACAAAGAAAGAUGUAAGCUACUUGCAGCAGUGGCUUGAGGCAUUCGUGGCAUCCUUUGAGCGGCUCAUCGAUGUACACUCUCUGGAGCCUCGGAGGCUGGAGGAGAGCAGCUCAGAAGUGCCUCUGCUCCCCAGGGAGGUCCUGGUGUUCCUCAGCACCCAGCUAUGGCACAGCGCGCUCCACCUCUCCAGCGCCACCGAGGACAAUGGCAACACGCCACACCCGCUGCUCCUUAUAAAGUUCUUUAUCAUCGUCUGCAGGAACAUGGAGAACAUCGAUCCUGAAAAGACACCCAGCUUUGUUUUUGAAACUAUCAAGCUUUUAAAUUUCUGUUUGGAGCAGCUAAAGAAGGGACAAGGAGAGAAGUCAUCACUGGAGCAGGUGGUUCAGUAUGGACUGGUGCUCUGCGAGAGUCUGUUUGACCCUUAUCAGACGUGGAGGAGACGUCUGGCAGGGGAGGAGGUGAGUUUGCUGGAGAGGAACAAGUACAAGUUCUCCCCACUGGCCUUGCCUGAAGAGUUGCCUGCUCUGUUUCACGAGAGUCUCCAGGAUAGUGAAAAUAUCCCAGAGCUCCUUAUACUCAGACUGGUUCAUCUCCAAGGUGCUGUCAUCAGUGGGGGGAAGAAAAAUGGCCUCCUUUCCAUCAGCCCACAGUCUGUUGAGGACCUGUUCUCCGUCCUGCGGGUGUGGUGCUGCCGGAUCUCUGCCGAAUCUAAAGAGACAAAGCUCCCUCGGCUGACGCUGCAGUGCCUGACAGCGAUGAUCCACCUCCUGCAUUCCAGCAGUCCUGUGGAGCGGCAGGUGGAGAUCAAGACGAUACUGGAGAGCUACUUCCAACUCCUAAACUGGAACCGCCCACUCAGCAGUGACCAGGAAGACAGGCAGAGCUGGGAAGAGAGCCUGAUAUUACUCCAGAGCCAAAUGCUGACUGCUGUUCCUGAGAUCCUGCAGUGCGCCGACAGACCCGUCCUGCAGGCCGUCUUCCUCAACAACAACUGCUUUGAGCACAUCCUCAGACUGAUUCAGAACAGCAAGCUCUUUCAGAGCAGCAGGUGUGGGCCGGAGCGUGAGGUUGUGUGUGACCUCACCACACAUUUACUCACAGAUGUCAAAGUGGACCAGGUGUUGGAGAAAGGAGCAGACAGUAUAACAGUCCAUGCCUUGGGGGUCCUUACAGCAAUAAUGAGCAACUCACCUUCUGCGAAGGAGGUUUUCAAGGAGAGGAUCGGCUACUCCCAGCUGUUUGAUGUGCUGAAGAGUCAAGGUCAACCCACCAAGCGGCUGCUGCAGGAGCUGAUGAACAUGGCAGUGGAGGGCGAGCACGUCCACGCUCAUCAUCUUGGCAUUAGCAACGACCAGCCCUUGCUGCUGCUCCUGCAGUGGCUGCCUGACCUGUCCGGUCAGAGGGACCUCCAGCUGCUGGUGGCCCAGUGGCUGGCGGCCGUGUCCGGAGGCUCCAGGUCGUGCCGCACCGUGGCUGUGGAGGCUGGCAUGGUGGGCGCCUUACUGCAAGUGCUCUCCCAACCCCAGAGUCUGGACAGGCAGUGUGCAGACGCCCUGCUGGGCCUCUUGCAGGACCUGGGUUCUCUCUGUAUGAGACCAGAGGAGCUGAAGAGCCUCCUUAGACUCCUCAGGAUGGAUCAGGACAGCGGUGCUGUGGGAGGGAAGAUACACCCUUAUUGCACCCGUAUGAUAUGCGUGCUUUCAGCCAUGGCAGCCAGAGAGGGCCGGGACAGCGCUCUGCAAUAUUUUGAUCUCACACCGCCUAUGGCAGGGAUUAUGGUCCCGACAGUCCAGCGCUGGCCAGGGAGUGGGUUUGCAUUUCAUGCUUGGCUCUGCCUCAACAUGGACUUCCCAUCUUAUCACUCCGAGUUCUUUAAUAACAAUAAACAUCCUUCCAACACUGACAAGGGGUCUCAAUAUGACAUGGGAAAAGGGCCACGCAGAAAGCAACUCUAUAGUUUCUUCACAGCAAGUGGAACUGGGCUAGAGGCAUUUUUCACCAUGGAGGGUGUGCUGGUAGUAGCUGUUUGCACUAAGAAGGACUACAUGGCUGUUGCUUUGCCUGAAUACCCACUCAUUGACUCACGCUGGCAUUCAGUGGCUGUAGUCCAUAUACCAGGGCGGCGACCUUUUGGUCAGAACCUGGUAACGGUCUACAUCGAUGGAGAGCAACAAAAAACUGCUCAGCUUCGUUUUCCAUCUUUUAGUGAGCCGUUUAUCUACUGCGGCAUCGGCUCCGCAGGCCACCGCACCACUACCACCACCACGUCGCCGAACCUUCCCUCAUCCUUCACGACCUGCCCGUCACCAGAGUUUGCCUUCCCGCCCCACGCUCCUUCCCUCCUCCGCUCCCAAUCCUUCCCAGCGUCCUUGGCGGGAGGGCGGUGGGGGUCUAUGGCAGACUCCCCGGUGCACACCAUUUCAGCAGGACUGCAGGACACAGAGUGGGGAUCGCCGACAUCUCUAGAUGGGCUGCUGGGCACGGCCUUCAUCUGCCAUGAGGCUCUGCAGCCUGCCCAGGCGCGAGCGCUGCAUGCGGCAGGACCCAAUCACGUUCCCUUAUUCAAAGCGGACGGAGAGUUGUCAGAGCUCAACAGCAAGCUGCUGCUGUACUACACUCCACAGGCUUUUAAGAGUCAGAUAUGUCUGGAUCUGGCGCCUCAUCACCAGCAUGAUGGCAGACUAACAGGACACAGAGUGGUCACCUGGGACACCAAGGAUGUUGUGAAUGUGAUGGGAGGAAUCGGGGUUUUGCUGCCGCUGCUCGAGCAGGUGUGUGAAGCCGAGCAGGUUUACAACGGCGGUCAGGAGACUUCAGACUUGCUGGGACCAGAGCUCACUUCCUCCCGAGGCCCCGCCGCUUUGCUGCUGCCUCUUAACAAAUCCGCAGAAGGCAGACUUGAGAGAAACAGCAUCGCUGCCUUCCUGCUGAUGGUGAAAAACCUGAUUCGUCACCACCCCGUCAAUCAGGAGAGUCUGCUGCUGUGCCACGGCCCCAGCAUCAUCGGUGCCAUGCUCAGCAAAGUUCCAGGCACUAUGAUGGACAUGAACGUUCUCAUGGCAUGUCAGCUUCUGCUGGAGCAGGUUUUUAAUGAAGGCAACAGCCCGCUGCUGCAGCAACUCUACCAGCACCUGCUUUUUAACUUCCGCAUCUGGACCAGGAGCCAUUUUGCCGUUUGUUUGGCACAUGUGCAAUACCUGUCAUCUGUGAUAAACAAAAGCAAGCAGCGCAUGAAGAGGAAGUACGGGGUCCAGUACCUUCUGGAUACUAUUCGGACGUACUACGGUGUGGAGCAGGAUGGCAGCCCUCUGUCUGAUGAGAAACAGACGAUUCAGACGUCUCUGUUUUCGCUGCUGAAAGAGUUCCUCAAGUCUCCGACAGCAGAGGAGCUUCACAGCGUCCUCGCCUACAUCCUGACAGUGGGAGAGGAGCAGCAGGUGGUGAAGGCCUUGGAUGUGCUGUAUGAGCUGCUGAGGAGCAGCCCUCCUCGGGAGCAGGUGCAGGCUGUGCUGCUGGAGUGGGGCGUGGAGCAGCUGUACAGCCUGCUGCUCACAGCGAGCUUUGGGGACGAGGCCAGAGAGAGGGUGUUCAGGGUUUUGUACAAAAUCCUCAAGAGUGAGAAAGUCUCAGAGCGCAACAAGCAACGAAUCAAGCUAAAGGAUUUUGGUUAUCUCGGCCUGGUUUGCUUUCUUGAAGAUAUGCCUGUGUCCAUGAUUACUGUACGCUGUUUAUAUGAGCAGGUCCUUGCUACAGAUGCCAGCCCUAAUUUCAGAGACCUCCUGGCUGUGGUCUGUCUGUCGCAUCGAGCUGAGCUCACCGUCCGACUGGACGUCUGUCGCAAGCUCUUUCAUCUGAUCUACUCCAACGAGGAUUACGUGAAGCAGCUCGCCAAGCAGCCGGGCUGGCAGGAUGUUCUGACCAAACUCUACGUAAAGGAGUCCUUAGAAGUCCACGCUGUGUGCAUCUCAGACUCUGGCAACCACGCCUCCUUUGCGCCGAGCUACCGGCCACCGCUGCGCCGAGAGCAGUCUGUGGUCGUCGAAGACUCGCGCACCGACAUCUACAUGAACUAUCGCAACUCGAGGGACAUCGAAGAUGAGGAGGAGGACGAUGAAUGUGGUCCCCGGGACAUCUCUGAGGGGUUUUCUGAUUUAUCCCAGUCGCCACCCAGUGGAGGAGGAGGCCAGCUGAAGAACUAUGGCAGCUCGCUUCAUUUUAAGUCGUUUGAUUCGGUGGAUCAGGGGAGCCACUCCUCCUCCGCCUCCAAUCCGGUUGACAUCGUCUCGCCUCGGCCGGAUGAUGAGGGAAGAGACUACCAGCCGCUCUCCCCGUUUGGCACUUCUCCCUUUGAUUUGGAGUUAGGGGGCGUGGGGGACACUGGCACACACACCCCAGCAGGAAGUCUGACCAACACGCCUUCUCCUCUGGAGCACUCCAAACCUUUCCCACCACUAAGGCCGAGAAAGAGCUCCAGUUUGUCUAAUAUACUGGAUGACACCAGCUAUGGGACAGACCCUCCUACUGGAGACACCAUCUCCAAUACGUCCAAUCCUCAGCAGACCCCCGAGGAGGAGCUGUGCAACCUGCUGACCAACAUCGUCUUCUCCGUGCUGUGGAGCGGGAGCGGGGCCGAGGGGUCCGGGGACGCAGUGUGGAGGGAGAGGGGACAGGUGUUUUCUGUUCUCACCAAACUGGGCUCCUCCUGCCAACUGGUUCGCCCUCCUGAUGAAAUCAAACGCAGUCUUCUGGAAAUGAUGCUGGAGUCGUCCUUGUCAGACCUGAGGGACGCACAGGGAGUGUCUCUGCCCUUCUGUCCCAGUCUGGUGCGGCUCCUCAGGCUGCUGCAGGACUUCCUGUUUGCCGAGGGGACAGACAACCGAACGCUGUGGAGUGAGAAGAUCUUCGAAGGGGUGGUGAACCUGCUGGACAGGUUGCAGGCCUGGCACAGCACCCCCGGCAGCCCAGGAAACACAGAGCUGAAGGAGAUGGCCCAGAUCGGCCUGCGUAUCAUCACAGGAUACAUCCACCAGCAGAACUCGCAGGUGUGUGAAAUGGCCUAUUUGAAGCUCCACAGUCUCCUGCAGACUGUUCUGUGCCUGAGCUGGGAGGAGGUCUGCUUCUUGCUGGGAAAGCUUGGCGCCCCCUUGUGGCCAGAAGGUGUAACGGAAGACUCCAACGUCAGUUGUUCUGAGACUUUCGCCCAGCUGGUGCCCAUUAUGAGGACUCUGCUGGCCCAGCACGCAGACCCCAUCACCCUCCAGAACCACUUGCCCAACUUGCCCAUCACCAACGGGAGCACCACCUUCGCCGAGGACCUGAAGGUUUACUGUAAAGCGCUGGAGUGGCAGAGCUUUUACCAGCAGAAGGUUCAGCCCACCAUGGAGCAGUACGAACUGGACACAUUUGGGCGUAGUCAUGAUAUCAUGUCCAAUUUCUGGAACUCGUGUUUUGACGAUCUAAUGAGCACAGCAUUUAAACGGGAAAAGGACAGAUCUGACAGCAAGUCAAAGUUUCAGGAGGUGAUAAUUAACCCCUGCAUGAAGCGAGUUCGCAGUGAGAGCAACAGAUAUGUGAUCUGGCAGAAGCAGAACGCCAGCCAGCAGGGGGUGGUGUGGCAGCACUGGAGAGCUCUCCGCAGGCUGUUCACCUGUGAGAGGGGGCCGUGGGCCAACAGAGUUCAGCCAGAGGUGAAAUGGAAACUGUCCGCUGCUGAAACGUAUUCAAAGAUGCGACUCAAACUUGUGCCCAACUACAACUAUGAUUCCCACAGUGAGGCCAGCGCUCUGAGGGACAACAUGGGAGCUGAAAGCCCUCGCAGCUCUGAUCCGAUCCCAUUGGCUGUGGCUAAGGAAGCGAAAGUAAGCGACAUGGAGGAUGACCACUUGGAAGAAGAGGACUUCGUCUUUUUGGAUAACAAAGGGGAAGGAGAAGACGAGAAUCAGAAAGAGAAACUGGUUCUGUCUGAGGACUGUGAGCUCAUCACCAUCGUGGCCGUGGUGCCGGGUCGGCUGGAGGUCACCACGCAUCAUCUGUACUUCUAUGACGGCAGCAGUGAGAAGGAAGAGACCGAGGAGGGAAUCGGGUUCGAUUUCAAGAGACCUCUGUCUCAGCUUCGGGAGGUCCAUUUGAGGAGAUACAACCUGCGACGGUCUGCGCUGGAACUUUUCUUCAUUGACCAGGCCCAUUACUUCAUCAACUUCAGAAAGAAGGUACGAAACAAGGUGUACUCAAGGAUCCUCGGGCUGCGGCCUCCAAACCUGUUCUACUUCGGCUCCCGCUCCCCUCAGGAGCUGCUGAAAGCGUCAGGCCUUACUCAGAAAUGGGUUUACAGAGAAAUCUCAAACUUUGAGUACCUGAUGCAGCUGAAUACCAUCGCUGGGCGCACGUACAACGACCUGUCCCAGUACCCCGUGUUCCCCUGGGUUCUGUGUGACUACACUUCUCCUAAUCUGGAUCUGGAGGACCCCUCAGUUUUCAGAGAUCUAUCUAAGCCCAUAGGUGUGGUCAACCCACGUCAUGCACAGAACGUCAAAGAAAAGUAUGAGAGCUUUGAAGACCCAUCAGGCACCACCGAGAAAUUCCACUAUGGCACACACUACUCUAAUGCAGCAGGAGUCAUGCACUACAUGAUCCGCAUGGAGCCGUUUACCACCCUGCAUAUCCAGCUGCAGAGCGGCAGGUUCGACGUCGCAGACAGACAGUUCCACUCGGUGGCGGCGGCCUGGCAGGCUCGCAUGGAGAGCCCGGCCGACGUCAAAGAGCUCAUCCCGGAGUUCUUCUACUUCCCGGAGUUCCUGCAGAACAUGAAUGGCUUCGACUUGGGCCGCUUGCAGUUAUCUCAGGACCUGGUGGCAGAUGUGUUGCUGCCUCCCUGGGCGACAUCAAGGGAAGACUUUAUCAGGAAACACAUGAAAGCCCUGGAGUCCGAACACGUGUCCUCCCACCUCCACGAGUGGAUCGACCUCAUCUUUGGAUGCAAGCAGAGAGGAGAAGAGGCGGUGAAAGCGCUCAACGUUUUCUACUACUGCACUUACGAGGGUGCUGUGGAUCUGGACGCCAUUGCCAAUGAGACAGAGCGAAAAGCCUUGGAAGGAAUAAUCAGCAACUUUGGACAGACUCCCUGUCAGCUGCUUAAGGAGCCUCACCCUCCUCGGAUGACGGCCCAGAAUGCAUCUCGGCGGCAGGCCCGCCUAGACAACCUACCAGCAAACAUCUUUGAACACCUCGGCAAACUCCGGCCGUUCGUGGAGGUGGUUAGUGAUGGACUUCCUCUGGUUCAAGCACUGGUACCAAAGAAUCAGAAUCACUCCAUCAUGCAAGGCUCAGACACCUUGGUGACUGUAAGUUCAAGUGGCUUGAUUGGGACACACAGCUGGCUUCCAUAUGACAAAAACAUCACCAACUACUUCACUUUCACUAAAGAUCCAACGAUGACCAAUCCAAAGACUCAGCGUUUCCUGGCGGGACCUUUCUCUCCCGGAGUGGAGCUCAGCGCUCAGGUGCUGGUGGUGUCCAACGACGGUCGUCUGCUGUUCAGCGGGGGACACUGGGACUGCAGCCUUCGCGUCACUCAGCUGGGGAAAGGGAAGCUGGUGGGCAGGAUCUGCCGGCACAUCGAUGUUGUUACCUGCUUGGCUCUGGAUCUGUGUGGCAUCUACCUCAUCUCUGGUUCAAGAGACACGUCCUGCAUAGUGUGGCAGGUUUUGCAGCAGGGCGGAUUCUCCAGCAGCCUGUCGCCUCGGCCUGUGCAGAUCCUCUGCGGACACGACCAGGAGGUGACCUGUGUGGCCAUCAGCACCGAACUGGACAUGGCUGUCUCUGGGUCAAAGGAUGGGACUGUGAUUGUGCACACAGUGCGACGGGGACAGUACCUCCGAACGCUGCGGCCUCCUGGAGACAGCAGCGUACGCGCCCCCAUCAGUGCGCUCCAAGUCGGGAUGGAAGGCCACAUCGUGGUGCAGACGUCUCAGGAGGAACGCUCGCACAGGAAGGGCAAGCACUCCGUUCAUGUUUACUCUGUGAACGGCUGCCUGAUGUCCUCUAUCACCAUGGAGGAGCAGAUGACCGCGCUUCACCUGGUGUCUGAAUACGUCAUCCUGGGGACCGUGCAGGGCAGCCUCCACGUCCGGGAUUUAUUCAGCCUGGAUUCUCUGAUAACACCUCUGGCCUUAAGGGUUGCUGUGAGGAGUGUGUCUGUCACGAAAGAGUUCAGCCACAUACUCGUGGGACUGGAGGACGGGAAGCUAAUAGUGGUGGGGGCAGGGAAGCCUGAAGAGGUUCGCUCCGGACAGUUCUCCCGUCGCCUGUGGGGCUCCACACGCCGCAUCUCUCAGGUGUCGGCCGGUGAAACCGAGUACAAUCCUGCGGAGAAAGUCGGCAAAUAAGAGGAAUUGCGGCUCGAAGACUUUUUCUUAAAAACAAAACUGGGGGAACUUUACUUAUAAGCCACUGAUAUCUCUCUGGGAGAGAAAUUAUACACUGAGCACUUUUUUUAAAAAAAAAAACAUCCUAAAUGUUUUUAUAUUUUAUUGCAGAUUUCUUUAGCAGGUGUGCUGUUUUCAAUCAGCAUCAAUCCAAAGAGUGGCCUUGUUCGUCUGGUUUCUGGUGGAAGAGCUCGGGGCUGGGAGGGGCUUUCAGGCUGUAAACUCAUGAUGGAUCGCGGGAACUCUUUGAGUCACAUUUCAGCGAAAUGACUCACUUUGAUGAACACUUAGACUCAGACAGAAGUGACGCUGUGAAAAUUACCACGACCUUCACCUCUCCCCCAACCCCGAGCGCCAUGCACAGCUCCUUUUGUGCUGGGAUCUCUGCACUCUUUAAAAAAAACAAAAACUCCUAAAGCCAUUGAUUGGCAACAGGAUCUUAAAACUCCUGGAAACUUGAAAGACACAAAAAACGAAACCGCAGUGGACGGCUCUCGAGAUUUCCACGUUGCAAUACUGGUGAAUGCCACAAGAGGGGAGUGUUGGGAGGGAGGAGGCGGAGGGACUGUAGAAAGCUUGUGAACCUCUGCUGUGUUGUGGGUUUUAGUGUUUGACAGAUGCUUCGACUCGCAGCAGUUUAUUGGCCUGCAUUCCUUUUUAGGCUCUGAGAAAUUAAAACCUGUUACAAUUAAAGCAGCCCUGCUUUAAUAGUCGAGUAUGUGAAAGAUAUUCACUUGUUAAAAAUGACAAUUGAGCUUUCAUGUCAGAGGGAGAGAGAGCCUUCUGUUGCCUUAUACACACAAUCGGCCUUUAUGAACAGUUUAAUUCAACGGUUUUAGCGGUUUUGCAUUUUGCCACAUGCCUGUAUCCUUGUUUGAUUUUUAUCGAAUAAGUGCCUUUUUCCCCCCCCUCCUUUCCCAGGACUUGUAAUAAACACUGAAUUCCAAUCAAUGAUUUUACUGUAAGAUGUGACACUUUUCUGCUUCAUUGUGACUCAGAUGUGGAAGAGAUGUUCUGAAUGAAGCCAUGAGUAAACUGUUUUCCGUGUGAAGUUAUUCGCCUGUGUUGCUGUUGUAGUGAAAGAGCAUCUAAAGAAUCUGCAGCAAGUUAAACAGUCCUUGAGGAAACUCU